Cloeon dipterum is the source of this 1437-nucleotide messenger RNA. RefSeq names its product origin recognition complex subunit 5 (gene Orc5). Gene Ontology annotation, biological process: DNA replication initiation; DNA replication. The transcript is spliced from 9 exons. Gene Ontology annotation, molecular function: DNA replication origin binding. Gene Ontology annotation, cellular component: nuclear origin of replication recognition complex; nucleus. The record is from RefSeq and is a predicted model, not a curated record. Bases 56 to 1357 code for a protein of 433 amino acids. Lineage: Eukaryota; Metazoa; Arthropoda; Insecta; Ephemeroptera; Baetidae.
AACUUUCAAUCUUCUAUUAUUUUCUUCCUUUGUUCCCUGUUAUCGUUUUUUCAUCAUGUCUGCGUCUGAAAAUAUGAGCAUUGAUCCUGAAGAGAAAUAUUCCGAAAUCCUUCAAAAGUUGCCCGGCCGACACAAGCAAUGCAGAGUGCUGAUAGAUUUUUUCUCAACGCCUGGUCAGAUACCAGCUAGCAUUUUCAUUCAUGGGAACUCGGCGACAGGAAAGACACUCACAGUCAAAACGGUUCUGGAUGGUUUGAAAAUAGAGUAUGUCCAUCUAAGCUGUGUUGAGUUUGAUACUCCAGGUUUGUUGGCAGCAAAGAUCGCUUCCAACCUAAAUGGGGAAUAUCUGCAAUUAUCUUCUUCACACAACUGCUCCAGCUUGAUGGAGCUUGUUGAAAAUCUGCAGGCGGCUUCGAAAAUUAAAAAUGAUCCAUUCGUCAUUGUUUUGGAUAGAGCUGAGAGACUGCGUGAAAUGCCUUCAACCGUGAUUCCAGCUCUUUUGAAACUUCGUGAAAUUAGCAACAUGAACGUGUGUGUUAUUCUAAUCAGUGAUUUGCUCUGGGAUAGAUUCUACCAUGGCAAAAUGCGUUUCUGCAAGCCACUUAUCAGCCUCUUCUUCCCUCAGUACACCAAAACCGAGUGUUUGGAAAUCAUUAGGAGCAGGAAGCCAGAAGGUGUUGAUGAUGCGUUCUACUGCUCUUACACCUCAAUUUUGCUCAGGGUGCUCUACAGGUUUUGCAGGGAUCUGAAUGAGCUUCUUUACAUGGCCAACCAACACUUUGUCCUGGUGAAGAAGCUGAGCAAUGACCAGCGCACUAUUUUCAUCACUUUGCAACCACAUCUCAAAGCAGCCACACAAAAUGUUCAUCUGCGACAAGGGAUCCAGCAAAACCAAAAUGUCGAUCAAAAGGCGCCAAACUCUUCUCUGAUCUCUGCAGUGACUGCCAUGGAGCUGCCGUACUAUGCUAAAUUUCUGCUCAUGGCCGCCUUUUUGGCCUCAUUCAACUCACCCAAGCAUGAUCGACGCCUCUUUGCCAAACACCACGGAAUGCAAAGGAAAAAAGCUGCCACCUCAAGAAAGACUGUUAAGAGGAGCAGUCUCAUUGUCGGCCCCAAGCCUUUUAAUUUUGAGAGACUGACCGCGAUUUUCCACUCCAUUGCCGACACACCUUACCUCAUUACAACAAAUUUGUGUGCCCAGUUGGCCACCCUUGUGAAUUUGCAUCUCAUCACCAAGGUUGGAUUCUCUGGUUUGAGCAACCCAAAAUUCAAAUGUGCCGUCGGUCUUGACUUUAUCAAAGCUGUUGGACGGACUGUUGACUUUAAUGUUCAGAGGUACAUAAUGGAGGACUUUUGAUUUGUAAAAUAAUGAAAAUCUUUCUGAACUCAGAAUUUUUGCUAAUAUUUAUUAAUAAAAAUACAAAAUGAUUACAUCAA